This is a messenger RNA of Lachancea lanzarotensis, 1773 nucleotides long. RefSeq names its product LALA0S05e05380g1_1. The transcript has a single exon. NCBI's taxonomy places the organism in Eukaryota, Fungi, Ascomycota, Saccharomycetes, Saccharomycetales, Saccharomycetaceae. Gene Ontology annotation, cellular component: endoplasmic reticulum. Bases 1 to 1773 code for a protein of 590 amino acids. Gene Ontology annotation, biological process: GPI anchor biosynthetic process. The record is from RefSeq and is a predicted model, not a curated record.
AUGUCUUUGAAACAUGUCGCUAGAGACAUCGGAUCUUUCUUCUCAUUGAAAACGCUGGAUUCCAGGCUGAAUCCAAGUUUGGACCAGAAACGCAAACAAAAGGCGAGUUCGGGGCCGAGUAAAAGUCGGUGGAACUCACUCGAGUUCAAGAUUUAUUAUGCAGCCUUUGCCAUUGCAGUACCAAUGAUGGUGAAAACUGCAAUGUCAGCAACCAACGAACAAAACCCGAAUUUCAAUCGAAUCGAACCGCUUCUUAGCAAAGGUUGGAUCGGUGGACGAAAAGUGGACAAUAGUGAUUCGCAGUAUCGAUUUUUCCGUGACAAUCUGCCACUACUUAUCGGUUUAGCGGCGUUACACACGAUCACGAAGAAGCUAGUACUUCGCACUGUCAAAUGCCCGAAAGUCGCAUUUGACCUCAUUUUUGGACUCAUUUUUUUAUUUGCCGCUCAUGGCGUCAGCGCCCUUCGUGUCUUGACGCAUUUGAUGAUCAAUUUCACGAUCGCCAGAAGUCUUCGCAGAAAACCAAGGGUUGCCAAAGUUUUGACGUGGGCAUAUGGUAUCGGCUCUCUGUUCAUAAACGACAAUUACCGCAAAUAUCCCUUCGGAAACAUCCUGUCCAUUUUAUCGCCAUUGGAUUCCUCCUUCACCGGAAUCAUCGAACGUUGGGACGUAUUCUAUAAUUUCACUCUCUUAAGAAUGCUCAGUUUCGACAUGGAUUUCCUUGAAAAGUGGGAGGAAAUUACGCAGGGCCAAAACAACGCUACACAGACGCAACCUAAGAGCAUCAAGCCGGAGCUCAAAAGAUCUACAUCUUCGGCCACUACUUUGGAAACCAUUUGUGAGGAUGGUCACAAGAAUCUGCUUCUAGAAGAACGCGCAAGACAGAAUGCUCCUCACCAUAUCCAAGAGUACUCGCUGGCUCAUUACCUUGCCUACAUUACCUACACCCCGCUGUUUAUUGCUGGUCCCAUCAUAACCUUCAAUGACUAUCUAUAUCAAUCUCAGCACACAUUGCCUUCCAUCAACCGAAAGGCAAUUUUGAAAUAUGCGCUGCGCUUUGCUUUUUGUGUGUUGACCAUGGAAGUUGUCUUGCAUUACAUCUAUGCCGUUGCUGUGUCCAAAAUGAGGGCCUGGGAAGGCAUCACGCCAUUCCAGAUCUCUAUGAUCGGGCUGUUCAAUCUCAACAUCGUUUGGCUGAAGUUGUUAAUUCCCUGGAGACUAUUCAGACUGUGGUCAUUGAUGGACGGAAUCGAUCCACCUGAAAACAUGAUUCGUUGCAUGAAUAAUAAUUUCAGUGCUUUGGCAUUUUGGAGAGCAUGGCAUAGAUCAUUCAACAAGUGGGUUGUUCGCUAUAUUUAUAUACCACUGGGGGGUUCGGGGAAUAGAAUUCUCACCUCUUUAGCGGUUUUUUCUUUUGUCGCGAUCUGGCACGACAUCGAGCUAAAACUUUUGUUGUGGGGUUGGCUUAUAGUGCUAUUCCUGUUACCAGAAAUAUUCGCACAGCAACUCUUCUCAGGGUCUUACAAAAAGUCAUGGUACCGAUACCUUCGCUCAGUGGGCGCCAUUUUCAAUAUCUGGAUGAUGAUCAUUGCCAACUUGUUCGGCUUUUGUUUGGGUUAUGAUGGUACUAUCUACCUCAUUAAAGGCAUUUUCUUGACAUCAUCCGGUUUACAAUUCCUGUUAUGUGCGAACGGGGCCCUGUUUAUUGCAACCCAAGUUAUGUUCGAACAAAGAGAACACGAAAAACGUAAUGGAGUGAAUGUGAAAUGCUAG